UUCAAUGGCAGUCUAUUAGUUGGCACCAUGUCAAAAGCCUUACUGAAAUCUAUGUAAACAAUAUCCACUGAGUUUCCGUUGUCUAGCGAUAACGAAUAUAUAGUGUUUGUUGUGACAUCAAAAACCGAGUGAAUAGAAAUUAGUUGGUUACACAAACUCGUCAUAAAUAUCUUGUUUAUUGAGUUUCGAAGGCGGCCGUCAGAAAAAUGGUCGCUCCAUUGACUAACAGGCGGUGUGUCACAUUUGGUGGCUUGUGAUAUCAACUCUUAUUUUCGUCUGCCGAAUAGCUUUAAUCUUGUCCUUGUAUUACCUCCGGUUGUUAUAGGUUGUCUUAUCAAAUGUAAGAUUACAUAUGCUUACUAUACAGUCGGCCACUCACCUGUUGUCUUCCAGAUUGUCCCACACACUGCCAUUCAUACUUCACCAAGAUACAACAUACCUCCAUGCUAGAUCCAAACCUAUUAAAGGCCGGACUUUAUAUUUAUAAAAAACAAUUAGUAGUAUGUACCGUCAGACUAUGCAGUGUUACUCAAGGUAGUAUACGACACAUUGAAUAUUAUCAAAUAUUCGGCUUUGGUGAGUGCUCCCAGUGUUAUAAGCAUGGUCUCCAGCCCAGUAUUUGAUAACUGGGCAAAUUUUACUGUCAAACAAAAGUCGAGGUCUAUCCACCAUAUUCGUAUUCAAACUGACAGAAAUAUCGGAAAAUUAAUUUCUCAUGACAGUAAUCUAGAGAAUAUAUGCUUAUAGGUUCUUGUCUUUCCAAAUAUUUUUACGCUGUAUCACAACGUACUGCCAAUUGGACCAUCAAUAAAAUGAUUUGUUUUCACGGCACACUUCGAAUAAAAAGAUAUGAGACGAAUCCCUACUGAUAUAAAUGUUGGAAACUAGUGCAUCAGGAUGAGCUUUGACGUCCAUAUAGUCAUUUCCUUGUGUGCGAAAUAGUCCUGUUAAAUGUAGAAUAAUACAGGAUUCUCUUUCCUUGAAUGUAAUCUAAAUGAUUUUCUUGCUUCUUAAAUCCCUUUAUUUCAAGAAUUUUACGUUCAUGAUAGUUGGUACAACUAGUUUGCCGAGUGCUGUUUCAUGUACUCAACUUUAAAUCAUAAUUGUGGUGAGAACUUAUGUUAUCUGUAUGGCCAAACCAGAGUAGGUGGGACGAGCCUUAAACGUACAGCUCUAUAGUCAAAAGCCAAUAGUUCUAAGCACUAACUGCAACUGCGCUUCAAGACUUUUUUAUACUUAGUUCAAGAGUAAGGGGGGUGAGCUCUAUAAAUGCCUUAACAGUUUCGCUUAGGGAUGAGUCACUUUAGCACUAAUUUAAUGGAUUAUGUCACCCCAAUAAGGGGUAUAAGAAGCUCAUAUUAAAGUUCCCUAUCUAUAAAGUAGAGGGGAUACUCCAGUACUUAAGAGUUGGGCGUAUGGCUCAGCACUGACUGUGCCGAUACAAAUCGAGACAACUUGAAUCGGCGUAUACUUAUUUCAAUUCUCUUUAUUAUGUUUCAGGUUGAAAGCCAAUGUAGUUAUUGCAAUUACUAAGUUGCUUUGAAUUAUCUCAAUAAUCUAAGUUAAAUACUAGAGAAAUGGAACUUGAUUCCUUGUGCGAACAUUGGGAUUCGACUUUGGAUAUUGACGAAGAAAAUUCUGAAACUGUCGCUGAAUCAGAACAGCACCCACGCCUUUCAUUAUAUAAAAACAAAGGUCGAGCUAUCGAUCAGGAAAAACGUUGGCGUCAAAAACUCAGCAUACUUAAAUCUAAAAAAGAACGGUUAGAUCAUUUCGAUCAUAAUCGCUUUUCUGUGAAUAAAGAAGAGCCCUCAAAACACCCUUGGGCAUCAACUGAAACAAAGUCAGAAAUAAGAAGUUGGCGUCGUCACUCGAAACUUUUAAUGCUAGCAGAGUGGUUUCUAUUUAUGCCUCCAAAUUUUGAAGAGGAAUAUCGGAUGAAAAUUUGUCCUAAAGGGCGCCAUGUAUUUAUCAAGGCUUCAAAAGGAAAGACUACAGUAUAUACUAGAAAUGGACGUCAACUGAUAUCCUCUGUUUCACGACUUCCAGGAGGUGGUUUAGGCCAAAGUGAUAAUCAGAACAGUUCAUAUACAACUUUAUUAGAUUGCAUAUUAUACUGUCCGGAAAAGAAUAUGGAUUUCAGUAAUUUCCAAAUGGCAAAUGAAACAAAGCAAGUGACUUUUGUCUUCUACGUAGUUGACAUCAUUUUUAUGAGAUCGACAGGCUAUGUCAAUCUACCUUUUUAUGAACGAUCCCAAUGGUUAGAGAGUUAUCUCAAGCAACAAAUAGAGGAGUAUAAUGAAAGUGAUCCCGUUGCUUUUCACAUUCUGCCGUCAUAUGAAUGUGAUGUAGGAUCAAUGCAAGACGCAUUCUCGUCAAUCCCGUCAUACGAGGUAGCUCAAACAUUCAAUCACUCAGUUGUAAUAGUGUACAGCUAUAAAUUUCUAAGUACCUUAGCAUAUAUAUAUGAUGUAUAACACAGGAUGUAUGUCUGUAUGAGAUGUACUUGCAAAACAUGGAACUAUUUAUCGAUAAAAUCACACAAGAUUGAUGGUGUUCUAUUUUACCACAAAGAUGUUAAUUACGAACCUGGAGCAACUCCUCUUGUUAGCUGGUUGAAACCAUAUAUGUUACCGGAAUGGUUUCCCGAUAUCAAUUAUCAUUCAGAUUUCAUGAAAGAUAUUCCUGACGAUUAUACUGACUAUAUUAAUGGAAUACAACAAUAUGAAGCUAAAAUGUCUUCAAAAUCA
Molecule: messenger RNA, 2750 nt
Organism: Schistosoma haematobium
Lineage: Eukaryota; Metazoa; Platyhelminthes; Trematoda; Strigeidida; Schistosomatidae
Exons: 7
Coding region: 1578-2477 (299 amino acids)
Biological process (GO): DNA repair; DNA recombination; snRNA import into nucleus
Cellular component (GO): cytoplasm; nucleus
Molecular function (GO): DNA ligase (ATP) activity; ATP binding; protein binding
Source: RefSeq, a predicted model, not a curated record